This is a messenger RNA of Chinchilla lanigera (long-tailed chinchilla), 933 nucleotides long. RefSeq names its product olfactory receptor 8D2-like. Gene Ontology annotation, molecular function: olfactory receptor activity; G protein-coupled receptor activity; odorant binding. Gene Ontology annotation, biological process: sensory perception of smell; G protein-coupled receptor signaling pathway. NCBI's taxonomy places the organism in Eukaryota, Metazoa, Chordata, Mammalia, Rodentia, Chinchillidae. Gene Ontology annotation, cellular component: membrane. The record is from RefSeq and is a predicted model, not a curated record.
AUGGCUACUUCAAACUGUUCUUCAGUGACUGAUUUUAUCCUUGAAGGGUUAACCAAGCGUCCAGAGCUUCAGUUGCCCCUCUUUCUCUUGUUUCUUGGAAUCUAUGUGGUCACGGUGGCGGGCAACCUGGGCAUGAUCCUCUUAAUUGUCAUCAGUUCUCAACUUCACUCUCCAAUGUAUUUUUUUCUCAGUCAUUUGUCCUUCAUUGAUCUGUGCUAUUCCUCUGUCAUUACCCCUAAAAUGCUGGUGAACUUUCUGUCAGAAAGAAACAUUAUCUCCUUUCUGGAGUGCAUGACUCAGCUCUACUUCUUCCUUAUUUUUGUCAUUGCAGAAGGCUACCUUUUGACGGCGAUGGCCUAUGAUCGCUACGUUGCUAUCUGCAGCCCACUGCUUUAUAAUAUUGCCAUGUCUCACAGGGUCUGCGCCAUGAUGACGGCUGUAGUAUACUCACUGGGCUUGUUCGGGGCCACAGUCCACACCACCCGGAUGUCAAUGUUGUCCUUCUGUGGGUCUCACAUUGUCAGGCAUUAUUUUUGUGAUUCUACCCUACUGACUCUGUCUUGCUCCAGCACUCACAUUAAUGAAAUAUUGCUGUUUAUUAUCGGGGGAGUUAAUACCUUAGCACCAACGCUAGCUGUCCUCAUCUCUUAUGGUUUCAUCCUCUCUAGCAUCCUCCGUAUUCACUCCACUGAAGGACGGUCCAAAGCCUUUGGCACCUGUAGCUCCCAUCUCAUGGCUGUGGGCAUCUUUUUUGGGUCCAUUACAUUCAUGUAUUUCAAGCCCCCUUCCAGCAAUACGAUGGAGCAGGAGAAAGUGUCCUCUGUGUUCUACACCACAGUGAUCCCCAUGCUGAAUCCCUUGAUCUACAGCCUGAGGAACAAGGAUGUGAAGAAUGCAUUGAGGAAGGUGGUUGGGAGGAUGCAGGCAUCCUGA